AUGUUUUCCUGCAGAUCACCUCUCAGAGAACAACAGAUUCCGACCCGGCUAGCCCAGCCCCUGCUGCCUGCGAGCUAUCUGCUUUAUCUUCUCUCCGCCUUUCCUCCCCAGCCGCAGCCCCCCACCAACUGGCAUGAAAAGAACGCCCAGCCUAUUCCACAGAGUCCCCAGCCAAGCGCCCUGGCCGUUCUCCUCUUUUCCCUCCCCACCCCCAGUCGCCUCCUCUUCUUGCUCAAUUUCGCCAUAAACACCCUCCUCCUCGCUGCCUCUGCCGACCUCGCCAUCUCCCCCUUCUUUGACACUGCCCCAGACGUCGCAUUCACCCGCGUCGGUGCAGUCUAUCCCGACAGUGUCAAGCUCCUCGUCCGCCACCCCUACCCUAACGACUCUCUUGCGGUCCUCUACCGCGAGCAGUCCAACUCGUCUCUGCCCUGGAAGCCUGGUCCUACCCUCAACCUCACAGAGCACUCUGACUGGGCUCAGACCGUCCGUCUCGCUGGUCUCUGGCCAAGCACCUCCUACGAAUACGUCAUCGCCGACUCUAACCGCACCGCCCUCGACCGCCCCAUCCCUUUCCGCACCUUCCCUGACCCCCGUCUCCACGCCCCCAGCUUCUUCCGCUUCCUCGCCACCUCUUGCAUCACCCCCAACUUUCCCUACGCCGGCCCCUUUCACAGGCGCACCAUCCCUGGCUUUGACCAUCUCGCAGACUACCUCUAUGCCGUCAACCACACCCAAUCUCCCAUCGAAUUUCUACUCUUUCUCGGUGACUUUAUCUACGCCGAUGUCCCUACCUACAUUGGUGACGACCAGGAGGCCUAUCGUCGUCUCUACCGCCGCAACUAUGCCAGCCCAAGUUUCAGAAAGGUCUAUGAACAACUUCCUAUAAUAUUCGCUUACGACGACCACGAGUUCAUCAACAACUAUGGCGGCAACUCGCUCGACCUACCGCCCUUUGCCAACGCCUCUAAUGCCUACCACAUUUACGCCGGUUCCACAAACUACGACGCCCACGAAAACUACUACGACUUCCAGCACGGAGACAUCGCCUUUUUCGUCAUGGACACCAGACGCUACCGCUCUCCUCCCAACACCACCGUCGAACCCAAAACAAUGCUCGGGCCCACCCAGCUCGCCGCGCUCCAUGCCUGGCUGCACCGCGUCAACACCACCCACCCCGCCCCCUUCAAAUUCAUCGUCUCCUCUGUCCCCUUCACCUCCCUCUGGACCCACGACGCCCAGAUCGACUCCUGGGCAGGCUACGCAGACGAAAAGGCCGCCCUGCUCGCCGCCUUCCACUCCGUCCCCAACCUCAUCGUCAUCAGCGGCGACCGCCACGAGUUUGGCGCCGUCGAGUUUGCGGUACGAGACGGCGACCCUGGCUAUGUCGUCAGAGAGUUCUCCACCAGCCCAUUGAGCAUGUUUUAUAUUCCUUUUGUACACACCAUGAGGGAACGGAGUGAGGCGUUCUUUACGCGUAACGUCACUGAAGGCGUCGAGGAAGUGCCGUAUGAAAAGAGGAUCGCGUACAUCCCUACUGGGAACGUCAAGUGGUCCGCGUUUGAAGUCGACACAAGAGACAUUGACAAGCCAACUCUACGUCUAGAGACAGUCAUCGACGGCAAACCAGCGUACCACCUCGAAAUUGUUGGCACCCCCGUCUACCCACCCGCCGCAUUAUCAGGUCUCAGUUCCCUCGUCACAACAAACGUCAAAGGGAUCUUCGACAGAAUCGGACUCAGACCCUCCAAAUGGUUCUAA
This is a messenger RNA of Psilocybe cubensis, 1761 nucleotides long. RefSeq lists its product as uncharacterized. The record is from RefSeq and is a predicted model, not a curated record. The transcript has 7 exons. Bases 1 to 1761 code for a protein of 586 amino acids. Lineage: Eukaryota; Fungi; Basidiomycota; Agaricomycetes; Agaricales; Agrocybaceae.